Molecule: messenger RNA, 1060 nt
Organism: Pecten maximus
Lineage: Eukaryota; Metazoa; Mollusca; Bivalvia; Pectinida; Pectinidae
Product: probable histone-lysine N-methyltransferase PRDM7
Biological process (GO): regulation of DNA-templated transcription
Source: RefSeq, a predicted model, not a curated record
GUCAUCGAGGCAAAAACGUUAUCGAACGCACCGAAGUUUUCAUCCGGGUGUUUAAUUUUUUUUCCCGCCUUCAACAUUCUGUGACGUAUUGUAUUCAGAUCUACGUCUGAUCCUGAAUUUUAAAAGAAGAUUGCUUUUGGUAUUAGUUGCUUCACACAAGUUUUCUUGGCCUAUAAGUAUUACACGGCUUGUAGAAUUUUGAACAGCAAGUGUGAACAGCAUGGCAUCGAAAUUCCCUGUAUUACCUGGCAUGCAGCUACUGGAUUUCUCCAAUCUGGACAAACAAAAUGACAGCAUUAAUGAAUUCUUCACUAAAGCACAGCUUUCGAACAUGUCUGAAUAUGAGAAACUGCGAUUUAGGAACAUGAGAAAAAAUUAUGAAAUGAUGGCAUCUCUAGGAUUACCUGCCAUCAAACCAGACUUUAUGAAAAGUCGUCGAGGACAAACAAAAAGGAAAAGGAAGGACAUGUCUGAUGAUAGUGAUGAUGAGUGGACUCCUACGUCUGAAAGGAGGAAGAGCCAAAGAGAUAAGAGACCAGUACCUCAGUUCUGUUUUCCCAUCAAACAAGAAGCUGAUGUGCCUAAGAAAACAACAAAACAGAAGAAAGUAGAAACAAUAACAAAGCCUGAACCAAAAAAGCAUGCAUCUAAAAAGAAUACAGCAAGCACGGAGCCUAAACACACAUACCCUUUGAGACCUGCUUCCUCAGCUGUUAGUUACAUGAAGAUCGAGGUCCCCGAUGAUGAUGAAUUUCUUUAUUGUGAAGAAUGUAACAAGGAAUAUGAAGGAGAUUGCCCUGUACAUGGACCACUGGAUAUUGUUCAGGACACUGAGAUUGUGGACAUAAAACCAAAGGGAAAAGAUCGAUCCCUUUAUACUUUGCCACCUGGCCUUGUGUGCAGGGAAUCAUCUAUACCAAAUGCUGGUCUGGGUGUUUGGUCCGAUCAUGAGAUUCUACCGAGGACAAGAUUUGGUCCUUACAAAGGGAAGAAAACUCGGGAUUUGGAUAAAGCACAUUCUACUGGAUAUGCAUGGCAGGUAAAUGAUAACAGUGGCUGA